AUGGGCAACCCUAAAGACGCUGCACCACUUGGUUCUAGCACUCUCUCUGUCGUCGACAACCGCACCGGCAAGAAAUAUAGCAUUCCUAUUGUCGACAACUCCGUCAAGGCUGUCGAUUUCAAGGCAAUAAAGGCGGACAAGGUUCCUGGAGAACGGGAAGAGAAUGAAACUCACAAAGGCCUGCGCGUCGCUGACCAAGGCUUCCUAAACACCGCUGUACUGCGCAGUCAAAUAACCUACAUCGACGGUGAUGCUGGAGUUUUGCGCUAUAGGGGGUAUCCCAUCGAGCAGCUCGCGUUGCACUCGUCACAUCUCGAGACUGCAUACCUGCUCAUCUACGGCUCCCUUCCCACCAAAUCCCAAUAUGAAGUCUGGAGCAAUGAAAUCGCCCAGCACUCCAUUGUCCAUGCCGAUGCGGAGCAGUUCUUCAGGAGCUUCCGUUAUGACGCGCAUCCAAUGGCAAUUCUCACUAGCGCGUUUGCUUACUUGGGAUCUUAUUAUCAAGAAGCAAAUCCUUCUCUGCAAGGCCAAAAUCUGUACACUAAGGGCGAUCCUGCAUCGCUAGCAGUCAUGGAUAAGCAAAUAUAUCGACUGAUCGGCAAAGCGACAACCCUGGCAGCAAUGGCAUACCGUGUCAGACAAGGCAGAGAAUUUGUGACCCCGCCCACAGGCAUGAGCUACACUGGAUCUUUCUUGUAUCAAAUGGACUACCUCGGGCAGGAGAACUAUAAGCCGAAUCCCGUUCUCGAGAAGGCGCUUGAUGUGCUCUUCUUGUUGCAUGCAGACCACGAAAUGAAUGCUAGCGCAUCAUCGGUAUUGCAAGUUGGGAGUUCGCUUGUUGAUCCAUUCUCUGCCGUUGCUGCGGGUUGCGCGUCGUUAUAUGGACCUCUGCAUGGCGGUGCGAACGAGGCCGUUAUUCGCAUGCUCAUAAGCAUCGGAAAGCCCGAGAACGUCCCAGCCUUUAUCGAGGCAGUCAAAAAACGCGAAAAAGUAUUGUCUGGAUUUGGACAUCGUGUUUACAAGACGUCAGAUCCUCGCUCGUUUUUAGUGCGCAAAACGGCCGACGAAGUGUUCCGGAUCGCUGGAAAGGAUCAAUUGCUGGAGACUGCGAUGGCGUUGCACGAUGCUGCCAUGAAAGACGACUAUUUCGUGUCGAGGAAAUUAGCACCAAAUGUAGACUUCUGGUUCGUGUUUGUUAUGUUGCAUUCGCAUUUUUCCCUCAUGUUUAUCCAGGAGCGGUCUAAUUUAUCGUGCGAUGGGUUUCCCGAACGAUUACUUCCCGGUGCUCUUCGUCGUACCGCGGGUUGUUGGAUGGUUGGCACACUGGCGGCAGGCGUGCAGAUGAUGUUGCAGUCGGGAGGUGUCAAGAUCUGGAGACCGCGACAGAUUUAUGUCGGUUCUGGGAGGCGGGAUUACGUCCGCAUCGAUGACCGAGAGGCUGUCGAAGGCCCAAGAAUGACCCCCUCUGCGGUCGAGCAUUCAGGGAUUUCCAAGCGGACCCGCCUCGCGGCUUACAAGGGCAAGCUGUAG
Messenger RNA from Mycena indigotica, 1530 nucleotides. Its product is annotated as Citrate synthase. The coding region runs from base 1 to 1530 and encodes 509 amino acids. NCBI's taxonomy places the organism in Eukaryota, Fungi, Basidiomycota, Agaricomycetes, Agaricales, Mycenaceae. The transcript is spliced from 21 exons. Gene Ontology annotation, molecular function: acyltransferase activity, acyl groups converted into alkyl on transfer. Gene Ontology annotation, biological process: tricarboxylic acid cycle. The record is from RefSeq and is a predicted model, not a curated record.